Colius striatus (speckled mousebird) is the source of this 3664-nucleotide messenger RNA. It is a transcript of the gene TIMM21, whose product is annotated as translocase of inner mitochondrial membrane 21. Gene Ontology annotation, biological process: protein import into mitochondrial matrix. The transcript has 6 exons. Gene Ontology annotation, cellular component: TIM23 mitochondrial import inner membrane translocase complex. NCBI's taxonomy places the organism in Eukaryota, Metazoa, Chordata, Aves, Coliiformes, Coliidae. Bases 302 to 1024 code for a protein of 240 amino acids. The record is from RefSeq and is a predicted model, not a curated record.
GCUAGGGGCCGUUCCUGGCGGCGGGCGCAAGAGGGAGCCCGUCCAAACUACCGCUCCCAGGGCCCGCUGCUACUUUCUUCCCCGUCCACUCCCGAGAUUUCCGCCGUGGUGAUGGAGGACGGCGGCAGUUGGCGAGUAAAGGGCAAUGGGGCCUCCUGACCUGGAGCACAGGCCGCAGAGCCGCGCUCGGGGCGGGAGGCUACCGUGACUCUUCCCCGGGAGGCCCGCCGGCAGAAACUUUCCGUUUGUCUGCGCUGCCUCGGCCGUACUUGCGUGAGGCACUGGGGAGCCGUGCGCCGGCAUGCUGCCCGCCUCCCUCGCGCGGGUGGGACAGGGCGGUGAGGGCCUGCGGGCCUCUCUCUGGAAGUGGCUGCUCGCCCGCCCCGGCCGCGCGCUGCUGGCCACCGGGCCGGGGCUGGGGCUCUGCCUGAGGCGGCGGCAGCAGCCCGCCCUGCUCUUCCGGGCCGCCCGACAGAGCGUGGGGACGCAUGCGGGCGGGCCGGGAGCGGAAAAACCCGGCGAGGAGAGCAAACGUGUGGCCGUGCAGAGGGGCCAGAAAGAUGAAACUCUGCUGUCGGCUGCGCAGAAAGUGAAAGAAGCUGGAAGAGACUUCACCUAUUUUAUUGUGGUGCUUGUGGGAAUCGGUGUUACAGGUGGUUUGUUCUAUGUGAUUUUUAAAGAGCUAUUCUCUUCUUCUAGUCCGAGUAAGAUCUAUGGAGAUGCAUUGGAGAAAUGUAGAUCUCACCCUGAGAUAAUCGGUGUUUUUGGUGAAUCUAUUAAAGGUUAUGGGGAGGCAACAAGAAGAGGAAGACGACAGCUUGUCAGUCAUAUUGAAUACGUGAAGGAUGGACUGAAACAUAUGCGUUUGAAGUUCUACAUCGAGGGCUCUGAAACAGGGAAGCGGGGAACAGCCCAUGUGGAAGUCAAAGAGAAUCCCGAGAGAGGAAGAUUUGAGGUCCGCUACAUAUUUGUGGAUGUUGACACCUAUCCUAGAAGAACCAUUGUCAUAGAAGACAACAGAUAACCAGUCAUCAAAGUUGCUGCCACAUCUCAUCGAGUACUGGAAGAUACUGGUGUAGCCAGUCUACACAUGAAUUGUUUGUUCUCAAUUGUAUGUUGUGGCUUUGGGGUUGUGUUGCAGGAAGUAGUCAUUUGGGGCCUCCGUGAGGGUCUUUCAUGGUAACAGACAGGAUUUGAAGUGAAGCCAAUGAAACAUAGUAGAGCCAUCACUUAAGAUAAAUACUUUUGACAUGGGAAAAUAUUGGCUCAUAAUAAACAGCUUAAUGCUGGAUAAUACUUCUGCACACACAAAAAAAGUGUCUUCCAAGAUUUUAGGUUGGGAUAGGGAGUUUUUUGUCUUCCUUUGCUUGGAUUUCACACUAUCACUGUAAUAAAGUGGUAUUUUAAGUGUGGACAAACUCACUGUUUUCAUUCUGGAUUCCUUUGUAGAUAUGAAGGUAAAAUAGGAAUUUAUGUUAGUUAUGCAAAGGAGAUCUAGCACAAAGGCAUGUAAAGAGAGGAAUAGUAGAGACAUGCACUCAUGACCAAUGACCAAAGACAAAGAUUUAGUUAUUGAUGUCUUCUAAAUAAACAGGACACAGAACAGCGAUGGUAUCUGCCCCUUCCAAUUUGUGCCAUGCUGCUUCACAGCAUUGUAGCUCAUCAGCACUAACCCACAGUAUUUCCAUUAACUAAAUCUUCUGGGAAUGAGAUUCACAGAGGUUUAUCCAAUAUAAAAAGCUCAACUUGUGACCAGAUUUCUCACAGUAUUUCUUCCACAGUGUAACAUGGCAGGAAGCAAGUAUUACCCUGUGUAUUAAUAAUCAGACUCAUUCAUGCUGAUCGGUCAAGCAGCACCAACCAAAAAACUUCAAGCUUUGGCUUCUUACCUUUAACCAUUUUCUUAAACACCAUCUAAUGCCUUCUUUCAGAGUUACCUAUCCAAAAUCAUGAGCUUUUUAGUUCACUAGUGAAUUAUCUCUCUUUUAAGCAUACAAUUAAGCAUUCAUUUCUCAGCCCAUAUUAUAAGUUCUAAAGUUGAUACAAUGCCAGAAAUACACAUAGACCUUCAGAAAUAUUUUAGUGGGCCAUCCCGUUCUCUCUCCCAGUAAUCUCAUUUGCUUAAUCAUAACAAACAUAAUAUUUUGUUAGACCUGGUGAACUUUGCUUUAUAAUUAUCACUGCAACCGUGACUUUAGUCAGAUCUUCAUACUGUGUGCAAGUCUUCAAUGAGGAGGAAUCGCACACUGAUCCCAGUUUUGUGAGCAGAGCAAAGUAACCACACGUUAUAGCAGAGCAGCCACCAAUAUCAGCCUGUGUUAAACUCUGCAAGGCAUUUAGUGCUUCUACACUUUAUACAACAUAACUGACUUCUGUGCAGCCCAAGGAGAUUUUUACAAAUCUCUGAAUAUCAGAUUGUCGGAGAGAUUUCAUAUCUGGUAGUUUCAACAAAGUUAUAAACUUGUCUGCUUUAUCCCUUGGUGGGUGCUUGUCAAGACUAAGUCCAGAGUUUUACAUAUAGUCAAAAGCAAUGGAAGUCGGUGUUGGUGGCUCCUUUUUAAGUAUGAUAUCAUCACCAUGAAUUACCUUUGAUAAACUUUUCUUUUUACUUACUGACAUCAUUAGUGUCUCUCUGGAAAGGUGUCUUUAAAUAAUGAGAGCAAUUGCCUCCCAUUGUUCUUCAGAUUUUUUUGAAAGCAAUGGAGUCAAUAACAAAUUUUGACUUAUGCUUGUGACUCUUCCCAGUUCUUUGCAACACACUUGCCAAAACUUUGUCAGAAGUUUUCAAGCCAAUGUCACUGAUUUAUAAGCUAGUAAAAGAGGAAAAAAGGAAAAUACCUGAGGCCCUGUCAUGGGUUUGUGUGAAACUGUUUCUGGUAAUGGUGAAGGGCUGUAAAGAUGGCUCCUGUAAGAAGUUGCUCAAAACUCCCCAGCUUUGAGCCAGACCCACUUCUGGGGAUGAGCCUAUUGGGCACCUCCACGAUCACUUUUUAAGAAAAAGAAGCCAGAAGAGGAGGAUUCUGGCUGUUUUUCCUGGUGGUCCUUUUUUUCUGGCUAGCGCUGGUGGAAGGAGUUGGAGGAGAGAGAAGCAACCAUACGGACCCCAUAGACAGCAAGGAAAGAGGAGAUGUGCUGGAGCAGAGACUCCCCUGCAUCCUGUGAAGAGAAGUGGUGAUGCAGAGAUUUGUUGGCAGUUCGUAGAGGACCCCACUCCAGGGGCAGUGACAGUGCCAAGAGGAGGCUGUGAAUUCAUGGGAGAGCAACGUUGCAGCAGAAGGUGCCCAGAAUGCUGCUGCCCACAGAGGAGUCUCAUGCUGGAGGAGUUUGUGAGCAGAAGCUGUAGCUGUUGGAAAGAACUCACACCAGAGAGACUCCUUAAGGACUCUGUCCUGUGGUAGGGACUCCACAUUGGAGCAGGGGAAGAAUUCAAGGAGUCCUCUGAGGAGAGAGAAGUGGCAGAGCCCAUCUAUGAGAGAUUGACCACAAUCCCCAUUCCCUACCACCCCGACCUACAUUGAGAGGGGAGGAGAUAGAGAUAAUGGGAGCAGUGAGCUGAGCCUGGGAAGAAAAGAGGAAUGGGGGAGGGAGAUCUUAAAUUGCUGCUUGUAAUUUUCUCAUCAUCCUACUCCUUUUUUUGCUUUUAUUCCUCUGUUUCUUGUGGGUA